Ictalurus punctatus (channel catfish) is the source of this 5702-nucleotide messenger RNA. It is a transcript of the gene ptprc, whose product is annotated as protein tyrosine phosphatase receptor type C. NCBI's taxonomy places the organism in Eukaryota, Metazoa, Chordata, Actinopteri, Siluriformes, Ictaluridae. Gene Ontology annotation, molecular function: protein tyrosine phosphatase activity; protein binding. Gene Ontology annotation, biological process: T cell receptor signaling pathway; positive regulation of peptidyl-tyrosine phosphorylation; protein dephosphorylation. The transcript has 45 exons. The record is from RefSeq and is a predicted model, not a curated record. Bases 193 to 4806 code for a protein of 1537 amino acids.
CAACUUCCUGUUAAGACGCCUUUAGUGCUUCACUGAAGGUGAGAGUGUUCCUGACACUGCUCCGUCUGUCAAGCACAAAGACAAGCUUGAGAACGCCGGGGCAUAAAACACGCAGGAAACUGUGACGACUGAUUAGAUAAAACAAAAAAAAGCGACUUAUGGUGUCUUAGAAGAGGCCUUUUACACCCCGUUAUGGCAAAGUUCCAUGGACCAAGGUUUUUAUUCCUGGUCCUGGCAGGAUUAGUGUUAUGUAAGCAGGGUCACACAGAGACAAGUUCUAAUUCUUCCACGCAAUCAACACCUGCAGUCACCCCACCAGUUUCCCUAGCUUCCACUCAAGGUGCUGCAGAUGACAAAAAUGGACCAGAAAACUCAAGCGCAAGCACCUCUGACUCCGCACGCACUUCCUCCACCAUGAACCCAAUCUCACCCCCACUCACAACCAGCACAGCAACAGACAAUGACGACACAGGCACACCCGCACGCAACUCCAGCCAUUCAAACAUAACCCCAGCUGGAGCAGAGAUGAACAUAACAGGCUUUCCUCCAAGCACCACCGAGCAUCAACACCAAUCACACACAACUUUGAAUGAACGAGAGAAUUACAUGACAGGCUUACCCACAAGCACCCCCUCUCAUCAACACCCAAAUACAACCGUAACCGUGACUACAGCAGAAAACUCAAGCACAAGCACCUCCGACUCCCCACGCACCUCCUCCACCAUGAACCCAAUCUCACCCCCACUCAUGCCCAGAAUAGCAACAGGCAAUAACGACACAGGCACACCCGCACGCAACUCCAGCCAUUCAAACAUAACCACAGCUGGAGCAGUAACAGAGAUGAACAUAACAGGCUUUCCUCCAAGCACCACCGAGCAUCAACACCAAUCACACACAACUUCGAAUGAACGAGAGAAUUACAUGACAGGCUUACCCACAAGCACCCCCUCUCAUCAACACCCAAAUACAACCGUAACCGUGACUACAGCAGAAAACUCAAGCACAAGCACCUCUGACUCCGCACGCACUUCCUCCCCCAUGAACCCAAUCUCACCCCCACUCACAACCAGCACAGCAACAGACAAUGACGACACAGGCACACCCGCACGCAACUCCAGCCAUUCAAACAUAACCACAGCUGGAGCAGAGAAUUACACAGCAGGCUUACCCACAAACACCUCCGAGCAUCAACACCAAUCACACAUAACUUUGAAUACAACAGUAGCAGACAAUAACACAACAGCCUUGCUCCCAAACACCACCAAGCAUCAACACCCAAAUACAACCGUAACCGUGACUACAUCAGAAAUCAUCAAAGCAAACACCUCCGUCUCCCCACGCACCUCCUCCACCAUGAACACAACCCCACCCCCACUCACAACCAGCACAGCAAAAGAGACAUCCCCCAAGUGCAACUACACCCUCAAAGAAGAAAACGAUACUGUGACAGUGAAAAUUGACAAGAAUGACUCAGCAGACAAAUACAAGAUUAAAUUCACAGACACAUCAGAUGGAAGCUCUACAGAAGAGUCUUUCCCAAUAUCACUUAAAUCAUUUAAGCCUUGCCAAAAUUACGCUGUCACUCUUACUCCUUCCUGUAACCCCACGACUGGAUUUUUUAAAACAAGAGAAUUAGUUGACUCAGAUGUAAACCACACGUUGAAGAUAACUGGGGAAAAAGUACAAGUGUGUUUUGAGACCAAAUGGAAUUUGAGUGAAUGUAUUGAUCUCAAUACCAGUAACUCCUGCACUGACAGCGUGACUUUUAACGGAGAUCCCUGCAAGAAAUCUAUCCCUUUCACACUUCCCCCAGUAAAGCCUGUUAUUAAUUAUACAAACGAGUUUCCCACGGAAUUACGUUGGGACAAUCGGCCUUCAAACUGCCUAAAAGACCUCACAUACAACUGCAAUGGUUUGGCAGUUGCAGAUUUUAAAGAUUUGAAACCUAUUCAUAAUCAUAUCUGCACUGGGACAUAUGAUUAUGGGAAUGGAACAAUUACAAGUGAUCCCAUCCCAGUUAAGAUUGAUUGUGAUAUAGUGAAUGAGCCCAGUCUCUCUGUAAGUCAUAAUAGCAUUCAUGCAUCCUGGCAAUUGGAUAGCAAGAAGUGUCCAUCGAUUACCACAGACUUCACCUGGAAAGUAACGUGUAAAAAUGGUUCCACCAGCUCUUUAAAAGAGCACUGUACCAAGAACCCCUGUAAAUUUUCUAAUUUGAAUUUUUUUACGGAAUAUACUUGUGAGUUUGAAGCAUCUUAUGAAAACAAACCAUUUAACACCACUACCAAUACUACAAAAACCUGGCCUGGACGACCUUUCGCAAAAACUCAAACAAAAAAAGAUGAAAGCCAUAAUGCUUUCAAAGUGAGCUGUUCAAUCGACAAUUGGAAUGGAAUUCCGGGAAAGAUCUUCGCAGAGCUCUACAUUAAUGAUCAUCUGGAAGACAAUAAAACAGACUGUAAUGGAAUGAGUUGUGAUUUUCAUUUCACAAACCUCUACUACUUAACAAAAUAUAAAAUUAAGGUGUAUGCCCAAAAUGGUAAUGGGAACAGAACAGUUAUCCUUGAUGUGGAUCAUUCCACUAAAUACAAUGACAAAGCCGUUAUUGGAUUCCUGGCCUUUCUCAUUGUACUCACAUCUGUUGCACUGCUGUUUGUCCUCUACAAAAUCUAUCUUUUAAAGAGAGAGAAGUCAAGCAGGAACGACCAAGAACUGGAUGACCUUCUUCCUACAAAUGCACUGCUCCGGGUGGAACCCAUGAGUGCUGAAGCUCUGCUGGAGGCCUACAAGAAGAAGAGGGCUGACGAGGGACGUCUGUUCAUGGAGGAAUUUCAGAGUGUUCCACGUAUCUUCUCCAAUUACUCAGUCAGAGAGGCCAAAAAACCAGAAAACCAACCCAAGAAUCGCUAUGUUGACAUUCUUCCCUAUGAUUAUAAUCGUGUUACUCUCUCUCAUGGAGGAACAGAUUAUAUCAACGCCAGUUUUAUCGAGGGUUACAAGGAGUCCAACAAAUACAUUGCAGCCCAAGGACCCAAGGAAGAGACAGUUGGAGAUUUCUGGGCAAUGAUCUGGGAGCAAAAGACUUCGAUUAUUGUCAUGGUAACCCGUUGUGAAGAAGGAAACAAGAACAAAUGCGCUCAGUACUGGCCAUCAAUGGACAGAGAAACAGAGAUUUUUGAGGAUUUGGUUGUGAAAAUCAAGGGAGAGGAAAACUGCCCGGAUUACAUAAUUCGCCACCUGACAAUGAUGAAUCGGAAAGAGAAGGCAGCAGAAAGAGAAGUCACGCACAUCCAGUUCACGAGCUGGCCUGACCAUGGUGUCCCCUCUGAUCCUGGCCUGCUCCUUAAACUCCGCCGCAGAGUCAAUUCCUUUAAAAACUUCUUCAGUGGUCCCAUCGUCAUUCACUGCAGCGCUGGAGUUGGACGCACAGGGACCUACAUCGGCAUCGAUGCCAUGAUUGAGAGUCUGGAGGCAGAAGGACGUGUGGACAUUUAUGGAUAUGUGGUCAAACUUCGCCGUCAAAGAUGCCUCAUGGUCCAAGUUGAGGCCCAGUAUGUGCUCAUCCACAUGGCGCUGAUCGAGUACAGUCAGUUUGGCGAGACAGAAAUGUCACUCGCAGAUUUCCACUCAGAGGUCAAUACACUCAGACAGAAGGAGGGAAAUGAGACAUCUUUAAUGGACCUGGAGUUUCAGAAACUUCCAAAAUUCAGAAACUACAGGGCGUCCAACACGGCGCGGACUGAGGAGAAUAAUAAGAAAAACCGCUCGUCUAUCGUGCCAUAUGACUUCAACAGAGUCCCAAUUAAAGUGGACGACGAAGCCAGUCAUGACAGCGAGGCUGAAGAUGAGGACGAAUAUUCCUCAGACGAAGAAGAUGAAGUCCCCACCAAAUAUAUUAAUGCCUCAUAUGUGGAUGGAUACUGGUGCCCAAGUAGCUUCAUUGUUGCUCAGGGACCUAUGCCUGACACAGUUGCUGACUUUCUGCACAUGCUUUACCAGAAGAAGGUUAAAACUGUGUUCAUGCUCUCUGAUUGCAUUGAGAAUGACCAGGAGAUGUGCGCCCAGUAUUGGGAUGAUGAGAAGAAAACAUUUGGGGAGAUGGUGGUGGAGGUCAAGGAGACUGAAAACUUCCCUACAUACAUCAGACGGUGCCUAGAAAUACAGCACACAAAGAGGAAAGACAGCCAAACAUUGCAGCAGUACCACUUCCUGAAAUGGGUGGGUCAUGAGAUCCCACCCAAGCCUCUCGACUUGGUUGACAUGAUGAAGAGUGCCAGACAGAGCGGUGUUAACAGCAGCAAAAACAACAAUUUGCCCAUUGUAGUCCACUGCAAUGAUGGCUCCUCACGUUCUGGAAUCUUCUGCGCCUUGUGGAAGCUUCUGGACAGUGCGGACACAGAGAAACUGGUGGACAUCUUCCAGGUGGCCAAGGACUUACGCAAGGCUCGUCUAGGGAUGAUCAACACCCUCGAGCAGUACGAGUUCCUGUAUGCCGCCCUGGAGGCAGCGUACCCCGUGCAGAACGGCGAGGUGAAGAAGCCCAGUGAAGCCCCUGCUGACUCAGUGCAGAUUAUUAACGAAUCAACAGCACUGAUCCCAACGAAUCCCAGCACAGACGCUGAGCACCAAGAGAGCACCAAAGAGAAACCAAGCGAAGAGAGCACCAAAGAGAAACCAAGCGAAGAGAGCACCAAGGAAGGCACUGACUCAACAUCGCCUGAAGAGGGAGUCACUGAGUCCAGCAGCGAGCCAGAGAAAGCCCUCAGUGAAAACACCACUAAUGGUCCCACUGCUACUGUAGAGGUUUAAACUGUUCAAUUAUAAUUGCAGCUUGCUUUGUAUUUGACUUUUUUUUCAAUUUUUUUUUUAUAAAAUAAAAAACAAACAAAAACAAACAAAACAAUCUUUAAUUUAAUGACUGCUUAUUUGACACACUCUGGGUGACUGUAAAAAUAAAUGUUAUAAGAGAAAAAGAGAAAUAACUGUCUCUUUUUUUAACAUUGAAUUUUAGAGUUUUGUUGUAUUCAACUACAGUGUUAAUUUAAUUAACCGAAAACAUGGGGGAAAACUAAUGACCAGCUCUGAAUCUGUAAGAAACAACAUCCCUCUGUUCUGAAUCUGUGAGAAACAACAACCCAUUGCUUUAGUGUUAUACUAUUAUUAUUAUUAUUAUUAUUAUUAUUAUUAUUAUUAUUAUUAUUAUUAUUAUUAUUUCAAACUGUACCUUUCUAGUGGUGUAUUUUAGUGCAAGAUGCUAAGACUUCUGGAGGACCAGUUAUACGCAAUUAGUCCUACAUCUCAACACAUUCUGUAUUUAAAUCCAUCAUACCACCUUGUCAUGAAUCUAUGCUUGAAAUUUCCAGAACUCCAAAAAAACCCUCCAGAAUUAGCUUUUAGUCCUGUCUCUUUUUUUUCCUUUUUAAACUGCAUGCAUGAAUGUAAUGUAAAUGGAAAGUUUGCUCAUAUUCACUGUAUAUCUAUAUAUAUCUAGAAGUAUUUUGUUAAGAAAUCUAAGUUAUGAAGUGCCGAAUGUAUAAAAGGGCAAAGAUAUGUUAUGCAAAGAUUACUUUGCAGUACACUUUUGUCUUCAAACUAUCUGAUUGGUAUUGAUUUUUAUUAUUAGUUUAAUAUCUUAUAUAAUUAUGGCUAUAUCCUUUGUUGUUUUGUAAUUGGAAAAAUAAUGAAUAAAGGUUUUAAAUAUGUCA